CUGUGCUUGACGGACGCUAUAUGUGGAUCGAGACCCGGUAAAACCAACGUAUUUAGCAAUCUAAAUCAAAAGAACUUGAACUGGUAGUGUCCUAAAGGUCGUGUUCUCGACGCUGUUGAUUCCGAAAGAGACCCUUCCUGUGCUUGACGGAUGCUAUAUCUGGAUCGAGACUCGGUGAAACCAACGUAUUCAGCAAUCUAAAUCAAAAGAACUUGAACUGGUAGUGUCCUAAAGGUCGUGUUCUCGACGCUGUUGAUUCCGAAAGAGACCCUUCCUGUGCUUGACGGAUGCUAUAUCUGGAUCGAGACUCGGUGAAACCAACGUAUUCAGCAAUCUAAAUCAAAAGAACUUGAACUGGUUGAGAUCGUUAAUUGCAGUAGACAGCACAGAGACAUCAAAGAAGCAUCACAUGACAUGAAAAAUGCGUUUCAUAAUAAUUCUUUCCAUCAUCCUUUUUCUUUCUUCUCAAUUGUGGAUUUGCCGAGCCCGACUACCAGAAAUUAAGAACACAAAAGCCCCUGGCACCCCUGCAAAUGGUGUGAGAUUAUUUAAUAAAGAACCAGAAAUUGACAUAAAAGCCUCUCGCAUUCGUGUGGAAUUAAAUAAUGAAGAACCAGAUAUUGACAUAAAAGCCUCUGGCAUUCGUGUGGAAUUAAAUAAUAAAGAAGACGAAAUUGAGAACCCAAAAGCCCCUGUCAUCAGAUUAUCUAAUAAAGGUCUGCACCGGGGUUUCAACGAAUGUGCGUCGGCAAAUAAAUGCCAUCAUCAAGCCAAAUGUAUCAAAAUGGUUCGCUCAUACUCAUGUGUUUGUAAUGAUGGAUUUACAGGGGAUGGAAUUAGGAGAUGCAACGAUUUAGAUGAAUGUAAGUCCUCGGCUGCUCAACGGUGCCAUCCUCAAGCAAAAUGUUUCAACACUGUUGGCUCAUACUAUUGUGCUUGUAAAACAGGAUUUGAAGGGGACGGAAUUAAAACUUGCAAAGAUUUCAACGAAUGUGCGUCGGCAACUAAAUGCCAUUCUCAAGCAAAAUGUAUCAACAGUGUUGGCUCAUACUCAUGUGUUUGUAAUAAUGGAUUUACAGGAGAUGGAAUUAAGACAUGUAACGAUUUAGAUGAAUGUAAGUCCUCGGCUGCUCAACGGUGCCAUUCUCAAGCAAAAUGUUUCAACACUUUUGGCUCAUACAAUUGCGCUUGUAAAAAAGGAUUUGAAGGGGACGGAGUGAAAACUUGCAAAGACAUGGAUGAAUGCACAACGGGAAAUUACAAAUGCCAUCCAAACGCAACAUGCAAAAAUACCGUUGGAUCAUACAUAUGUUCUUGUAAUGAAGGUUUCAUUGGGAAUGGAACAGACUGUAAAGGCAUCGACAAGUGUAUUAAUCAAGAAUGGACAUGUGACUGUAACUUAAGUAGAGAAUCAUUUAAUACAAGCAAGAAAGAAAGACUGAGACAACUUCACGAUGAGGUAGAUCGACUAUUUGAAAAGAAUAUAACAACCAAAAGAAGCUGCGCACCAAUUAUUAUCGACGAGUUAUCAAAAAUAACAGCUUAUGAAGACCAAGAAGAAAUGUUGGACCAAGAAAUUCUUAUUCAAACAGUUGAAAUCCUACUAAAAAUCGUCGACUUUAAUAUUGCUGAUGACAUUAUGAACAUUAUGGUUCCUGCAAAUAAUAUACUGGAUGUUAGAUACGAAAAAUCGUGGCGAAAUAUGACGGACGGUAAAGAGGCCCGCAAACUGGUGGCAACUUUGCAAAAAUAUGGCGUUCAAAGCGGGAAUAUCCUAAAAAACAAAAAUACCUCCCAUACAUUUCAAAAUUUUCCCAACGUACAACUACGUGUUAAUUACAUGAAUUCGUCAGAAUUUUCACCUCAGGACCGACUUUUCAAUUUCCCAAAUGCAUCUUUCAAUAUCUCACGAGAUGCACUUCCAAAGAAUUCAGGUGCUGUGGUUGUUGUCGUAUGGUAUAAGACACUAAAUUCAUUUUUGACGAAGAAUAUUUACGACGGUAAUAAUUAUGCAAUUAAGAGCAGGAUAAUCAGUGCAAGUGUUCAACCUGAAGCAACUAGGAUUCCAUUCAAACAGCCGGUUCGCAUCCACUGGAAAGAAAACGUAUUGAACGACCCAAAGACUUGCGUAUAUUGGAAACCAGAAUUAUACGAUAACUUGUGGAAAUCGGAUGGAUGUAAAAGAGUUGAUUCAUUAGAUAACGACUUGAUAUGCGAAUGUGACCAUCACACGGCCUUCGCCACCAUGGACACUUGGGAAAGAGAUUUGUUAAGUGAAACUGAACAGAAAAGCUUGGAAAUUGUAUCCACGAUUGGUUGUUCCUUAUCACUUGUUGGUGUAAUUUUGACUAUAUUGGCACACGCAGUGCUGUGGAAGAGACUUCAUAAAAUAACCGACUGCAAAGUUCCCUCUAAAGUGUUAAUGAAUCUAUGUGCCGCUAUUGGAAUGACGGAUAUCCUUGCUGUUCUUGCCGGACCUGCACGCAAAAAUGAGUUAUUUUGUAUAACAGUUUCCAUUUUACUGUAUCUCUCAGUACUAGCCCUAUUUGGAUGGAUGCUAUGCCAGGGAAUUGUUAUCUACCUUAAACUAAUGCAUGUUUACGCUAGUAUGAAUUUGAGUGGAAGAUAUAUGAAGGCAUUUUAUGCAAUAGGUUGGGGUUUUCCAGUUUUCAUUGUGGCGCUGUUGGUUGGGUUGAAUGAUCGCAUUGACUUUAAAUCAAAACAAGGGUGUUGGUGCCGUGCUGGUGGAGUGUUAUUCUGGACUUUUAUUGCUACUAUAGGAAUAAUACUUCUGAUCAACGUUUUUGUUUUUGUUCUCGCCUUACGAAAAGUGUUAUCGACCAGCGAAGUAAGGUCAAGUUGUUCAGACCCUGACAACAAGUUCAAAAAGGCAAAAAAGGGUCUGAUAGGUUCAGGCACUCUUCUACCAGUUCUUGGAUUGACGUGGGUGUUUGCCUUGCUGGUAUUCAACCGAGAUACAAUUGCGUUUAAUAAACUAUUUGAAUAA
Dendronephthya gigantea is the source of this 3007-nucleotide messenger RNA. RefSeq names its product CD97 antigen-like. Gene Ontology annotation, molecular function: G protein-coupled receptor activity; calcium ion binding. The record is from RefSeq and is a predicted model, not a curated record. The transcript is spliced from 25 exons. Gene Ontology annotation, cellular component: membrane. Lineage: Eukaryota; Metazoa; Cnidaria; Anthozoa; Malacalcyonacea; Nephtheidae. Gene Ontology annotation, biological process: cell surface receptor signaling pathway; G protein-coupled receptor signaling pathway. Bases 422 to 3007 code for a protein of 861 amino acids.